CACAGCUCCAAUCUGCUGUCAGUCAGAGACAAACCACUUUGUCUCCUCACUUCUCAAACACAACAGUACUGCUGAGCUGCAGUAUUACUGCUGCUGCUGCUGGAUGAGUGUGUGAGCUGUGCUGACGUGAAAAUGAAGCGCUCUCUGGGGAUCUGUCUGCUGAUCUGCUUCGCUCUGAUCGGGCUCGGAUCGGCCAUCCGGUGUUACAGCUGUAAGGACUACACGGGCAGCUGCUCCAAACAGCGAGACUGCAGCUACGACGAUGCCUGUCUCACACUCUAUGAGAGAGGUGGGAUGACUUACCGUCAGUGUCUGAAGUACUCAGACUGCGAGUACAGCCGACUGGCCCAGAUGUUCCCACAGGUUUCCAGCUUUACCUUCAAGUGCUGCAACUCUGACCUGUGUAACUCCGCCCCCUCCUCUGCAGCCAGCUCUGUGAUUGGCCUGCUGUCCUCGGUGGCCAUCAUGUGGUGGUGCGCCCACUGAGGAGUGCUGCUCUGUAGCGCCUCCUGUGGCUGCUGUCAGAUCCUCUAACGCCUUCAUCGCUUCACGUCCAGCCGUCAUACUGAACAUGAGAUAAUUAUUUAUAUGAUGUGAAGAAAUAUGAACAGUUAAAAUGUCUGAGCAGUUUAACAAGUUCUCAACUUUCUCACUUUUUGUUUGGGUUUGAAAGAAAUAACAAACAACACAUUUUACAGGUCCAGUCACUAAUCAAUUAAAAAGUUUCCUGGACAGAAUGGAAAACUUUUUAUUAAAUUCAUUUAAUUUUUAAAAAAUUAUUAUUGUUGUUAAUAAUUUGAACUUUUUUUCUUCUGUUUUAGUCUCUUCAUGUUUUUAUUUUCAGACUAAAUUUACGUGUUGUUUUCAGAGACGAAGUUUGAUUCUUGAUGCAAACAUUUCAAAAAGAAUGUCUAAUUCAAAACUAAUUUGAAUCAACAUAAAUAUUCAUGUGUUUAUUCAAAUCUUCUUAACGUACGUUUGUCUCUAAUUGAAACCACACAGGAACAGGAAGCUGCUCAUUUAAUGACAGACCUGUCAAAGUAAAGCAUUGAUCUCUGAGAGCUUCACUCUGUGACUCAUACGAUGUGUGUGAAUGAACAUGACAUGAAUAAACGUUGACAAACUGGAAA
Messenger RNA from Scatophagus argus, 1130 nucleotides. RefSeq names its product CD59 molecule (CD59 blood group) (gene cd59a). The transcript is spliced from 5 exons. The coding region runs from base 133 to 486 and encodes 117 amino acids. The record is from RefSeq and is a predicted model, not a curated record. NCBI's taxonomy places the organism in Eukaryota, Metazoa, Chordata, Actinopteri, Scatophagidae.